ACUUAUGAAUAGAUAAAACUUAAGUUAUUUUGUUACAAAUAAUCACAUGCAAGCUAUUUGUACAUGAUUUAUGUUGUACAUAUUGUGAUUUGUCGUGCGUUAAGUAUGUUUUUAUUGUAAAUUUAACAUAUUUUAAAUGGAUUUCUCGUUCUUACUUUAGACACGAUGGGGCAAAAGUACAGCUGCCAAUGCAUAAAACAUCCGUUCACGAAGACAUUGGCUGGGUUAAUGUACUUGUAAAUUGAUAGAUUCCACCGAUGAAGACGGAAGUAAAAACAAAUGUUACUUUUGGUUUCAGUGACACAAUCGCCAUCAUUCGGAUACGUCCGUGACCACGCUAAAGGAAGUGGCUAAUCGUACGGUCCCGUAUGAACAGUGAAAUAAGCCGCAGGGUUUAUCCGGAAGCAAAGGGAAAAGUAUAGAUGAGAAGAUGUUUGAAGACUUGUACUAUGAUCUCUUUGAAAAAUACAAGACAGACAUAGAGGGUGGCUACGUCAAAAUACCAAAGGACAAGUUUACAACAUUACAUUUAAGGGUUGAGAAUCGAGUCUUCCGAAGUAUGGACAGACAAGGCAAAAGUUUCAUUCAAAUAUUAAACACAAGUCAAGCCAAACCCUCACAAUUAUUCGCUGAGAACUUGCGCGAAGAGCUGGAUGUACGCUUCAAAAUGAAAUCGAGAAUAGUACAGACGCCCGAAAAGGGAAAUACUAUAGUUGUUAUUUGCAACAAAACUGACAACGAAGCUGAAGAACAAGCAGUCAAAAACUGCUUGGUCAAUAUUGAAAAGGAGUUCUACAAAGAUAUCAUUCUGAUUGUAUUACAUGUUAAAAGGAUGGGACAACUUCCGCGGACAUCGACAAAAAGUAAAAUUCAAGACUGCGAAGUCGGUACGAUAUUAGAUAUGGGAUUCGAGGACCACAUUUAUCAAUGCGAAAAGAAUGAUACUGCUUUCCUUGAAAUUGAAAAGUGCUGUUUGAAACGUCAGUCAACGAAUACUGAUGUCGCGACCAAACCUAUUUCAAGUCAGUCCGACAGUAGUAACAUGCAAGGAGAUGUGUCAAAACAACUUGUUUACAUAACAAAUCCAUCUGAAACAAAUGCCACAAAAGCAUUUGUUGAUGUGUUUCAAAACAAAUUGACGGAAUAUGGUUUCAUCGUUAAUCAACAACCAAAAAGCAACAAAACGAAUCCAGAUCAGAACGCGUUCUCAAUCAUAGUUUGUAAUAACAAUUCUCGCACUGGGGCCGACAUUGACAGAGAUGUUGGUGGUAAAAGUUGCGAUAUUCUUAUUUUACUCCAUGUUGUUGAACCAAAUCAAAUACCAAAAUCCGCAAUAGAUCAAGUGCACAACGAAAAACUCAAAUGUAUUAUUGAGAUGGCGUUUACCAUCAAAAAGGGAAUAUACGAUUGUGAAAUGAAUAGAAAUGCGUUUGCUAAACUUGAAGAGAUAUAUACAUGUUCAACCACAUCUUCAACCAAAAAGCAGCAUAAGCAGCAAGGGGCUUGCAGUAAACAUGAUGUUGCUCCCAUGUCCAACUCAAGUUUGUUAGGACAAAAUGUAGCAAAUUGCACGGGCGACCCUACUGACGAACCAAAUAAAAAGGCAAAAACCGAAACUCAAGAGAAUAUCGUCGAAAGUACACGCGUGUAAUUUGAAAAUAAAUGUUUGUGAAACAAAUGCUAUUUUUUGAUUGGGGUAACACCAUAUUUACAUUCUUCAUAAAAUAAGCCAUUCUAGUGAUUGCUUGGUUUAAACAAUAUUUUAUUAAUCACAAUUCAUUUACAACAUAUAUAUAUAU
Molecule: messenger RNA, 1799 nt
Organism: Mercenaria mercenaria
Lineage: Eukaryota; Metazoa; Mollusca; Bivalvia; Venerida; Veneridae
Exons: 9
Coding region: 431-1651 (406 amino acids)
Source: RefSeq, a predicted model, not a curated record